AUGCCUCGGGAACGAUUUUAUCAGAAGUUAGGCCUCGACUUGGUUCAAGCCACUCAAAAUGAACUGGAUUUUCUACAGCAGGUGGACGAAUGUCCCUCGCUUUACAAGAGGUCGGCUCUAAAAAAUGCUAUCAGACGAUAUGAAGUGUUUUGGUUGCCUCUUGCUGCCAGAGAGGGUUAUGGGAGCAGAUUCCUCGCCGCUCCACUAGAUAUUGCAUGGGUGUGGCACGUUCAUAUGUUGUCGCCGUAUAACUACGAACAAGAUUGCCUCAACUGUGUCUCAAAAAUAGUUGACCAUGUUCCUCUUGGGGACCUUGAACGCACACGUGGUUUAGAAAAAGCGAGGUACCUAUGGGAAAGGGAAUACUCAGAUGAGCCGUUUGACGUCGAUUUAUCUCAAUCACAGAUUGUACAGAUGGAUUGCAGCAACUCUAAGAUUCAAUACGAUUUAGAAAGAGCGUGUUACCGCCAGUCCAAAUUCUACUAUCAAGUAUCUUUGCCUCAUUACAGAGAUGCUAAAUUUCUGGAGAAGGCUGUUGAGCGAUAUGAACACCAUGUCAUGUUCAACAAACAAAAUCCAGGGGUAUUUGUCGUUCCAUGUUACGAUUUCGAUCUCAUUUGGUACGUGCACCAACUUCAUCCGGUAAACUACAAUCAAGCAACAAAGCGUUUCCUUGGACAGGUGUUACACCAUGAUGAUUCUGCAACGAGCCGCAGUCCAGGAUCUCUGCUGUGUGACUCAGAGGAAAAGACAAGAUCACUGUGGAAAGCUGCAGGUUUGCAAUUUGCCUUGCCAGGGACCAUGUACAGAGGAGAUCGUCCGGACCCUGUUCCUCCAAGAUCAAGGUGGUCGUACGUUCCACUUGCUCGCCGUGAAUAUGUAGUGGACAUUCUUCAGGUAGAAACAUUCAAUAUGAAUAAGAAAACGUUUCUUAUUCAAUUAGAGGACCCCCAACAAGAUGAGAUUUUUUCACACAGUUUUCAAGGUAGGCCUUAGGUUAUAGUUAGCAUUACCUGCCUACCGGAGGGGAGAUACUUUAGGAAUUUCUGGGUGGGGAUGUGCCGCUGGGACCCUGGAACCCUUAACCUAUACCAGAGCUAGUUCAGCUGAAUUUUGCUACCCUAUACUAGAGUAAACUCCCCAAAUCCCCCCUAUCCUAGAGUAGCUGUUUUCUAGAAACUACUGAGGUCACUAGCACAGUCUAGCCAAAACAAAACCUUAUACCACAAUCACUAGUGUAUAUAAAAUCUUCAACCAACUGAUCAGUUUCCUGAAAAAUGAUACCCUAUUCUAGACCCAAACGCUCUGAUUUAUAUACCCUAUCCUAGAGUAAACUGCUUGAAAACCAUACCCUUCACAGCGGCACAUACCUAUAUAGCCCAUAUAUGGCAGUACCCACGCCUGAGCGUAUUACCAAGAACGAGCGCCAUGGCCCUUGUUCAAUCCACUCCUUCAUGUCUUUCGACUGAUAUCAACCGAUGUUUCUAGCAUGCAUUUAUCCGAACAAACACAUCAACUCAAGGCUCGGGGGUGAAAAAUAUAGUCAAACGUGUGUUAAGCGGUCACCCUUUGGGAAUGUCUUACUCAAAGUGACCACCGGUUUAAUGGAGGUGAAGACGAUAAAAAAUAGAUCUGAAGAGAUUAAAAGUCACGUUUACGACAAACGGUAAACGUCAGAUUCAAGGUUGAGAAUUUCGCAGAAUAGAAAAUAAGCAGAUAAAAACUGUCCAGAACAAUUCUUAUAGAUAAAACUGGCGUAAAACUACUUAUUUUUGAGUACAAGUAAUAAACAGAAAACGACAACUAAGGGGAAAACUUGGUGUUGUGGUACAAAGUCACGUUUACCGUUUGGCGCAAACGUGACUCUUAUAAGAGUUUAAGCAUCACGUAUACGGCAAACGGCAAACUUCAGAUUCAAGUUAAGAAUUUCUCAAAACAGAAAAUGAGCAGAUAAAACAGCUCAAAACAAUUCUUAUGGAUAAAAAAAUUGCAUGAAACUACUAAUAUAUGUGUUGAAAUAAUGAAAAGUAAACGACAAGGAAAGGGGAAACUUGGUUACGUACGUGGAACAAAUUCACGUUUGCCGUUAGACGUAAACGUAAUACCAGAGACCUUAAGAUCGAGGUUUGCCAUCUUACCGCAAACGGCAAUCCGCGGUUUGCGGUUAGCGGUUUCACGUUACCAGUCUGCCCGUAUUUAGGAAUUAAGAUUCGUGGGUGGUAGCUCGCGGCUGCCAUGUUUGUUUUUAUUCAUUCGUUCACUCCUGUAUUUUAGCUGAGAAAUCGUCUUGAAAGUUACGUUUCUGGGAAAAAUACGUCACUAAUUAAUUAGCGAAAGAGUUCUAAAAGGAAUAUUUUAUCUCAAACGGGGGAUUGUGAUGUUUUAGAGUGCUAAAAACCUUGCGAUAAAUCACUUACCCCUAGAACGUGGUCUAGCCGUACAAACGGGCUAAAGGAACGGGGAAUGGAGAAAUGGGAAUGGGAACGGGGUACGGGGAAUCUUUAAAAUGGGGAAAUCUUUAAAAAGGGGAAUCUUUAAAAUGGGGAAAUCUUUAAAAAGGGGAAUCUUUAAAAAUGGGGAAUCUUUAAAAUGGGGAAUCUUUAAAAUGGGAAUCGUUAAAAUGGGGAAUCUGUAAAACAGGGAAUCUUUAAAAGCGGGAAUCUUUUGUAAACGCUUUAAAGAUUCCCCUUUUUAAAGAUUCCCCGUUCCCCGUUCGCCAUUUCCGUUCCCCGAUUCCCCGUUCCUUAUUUUAAAGAUAGCCGUACAAACGUGAACCUCAAACCGCAAACGUGACGGGAAGGCACUAGUUACGUGACUUCUUAACGUUUGCGGUUCGCGGGAACUGCCAAAAAACCUCGCUCUUUAAAAGGUCUCUAUUUAACCUCUCUAUUACAUCUCUCUAAUAAAUCGUAAUUAAGGGAAAUGAUUUCCGGGACUUUGGUAAGUGACCGAUUAAUAGAGGUCCGCUUACUACAGGUUUGACUGCACAGUGAUUUGUAUGAAACUAUUCACCCAAGCCAGUCCAUUGAGGGUUACACGUGAUCCGUUGAAAUCCAUCCUCCUUCAAAGGAGCGAAUAUAACGGGACGGGUAUAUAUAUGCUGGAUGGACCAAUUUGGGCUUGGCGCCGGCUUUAUUUGAAAACUUGCGAAAACCAUACGAAAAAAGUGAUUUUAACUGCGCUGAAUAUGCUAACAUCAAAUGUUCCCUUCUACAAUUAGAAUAGUCCAUUUACAGUUACGGGUGCAAACGAAGCUGGAGUUGACCUUGUUUUGAUACAACCCUGGCGCAGUGGUGAGAGCGCUCGCCUCCCACCAAUGUGGCCCGGGUUCAAAUCCCGGCGUCGACGCCAUAUGUGGGUUGAGUUUGUUGUUGGUUCUCUCCUUUGCUCCGAGAGGUUUUUCUCCGGGUACACCGGUUUUCCCCUCUUCUCAAAAACCAACACUGAUGUCCAAAUUCCAAUUCGAUCAGGAAUCGGGUAGACGAAUAACCACUUUGUGGAUGUGCUACCUCCAAAUCAUCAUUAUUUAUUAUUAUUAUUAUUAUUAUUAUUAUUAUGGUAACUAAUAUUUCAGUUAGCAUGCAUGAUUUUCACUAAGAAAAGGAAAGAAGUUUGUGUCAAAACAAGAUCAACCUCAGCCUCACGUUCGCUCAGAGGCUAGGGUACUAAUGCUCAUAACUGAACAAUGGUCUGUUGAAAAAGAAUGCCGGCGUUUUUCAUGUUUUGUUUUUAUUUAAUUUAUAGUAUAUCACUUUAUACACAACAAUCUUUAGCAAUUCCUGUGGGUGAAAAUUAUAGUGUGUUUCCGUCCUGAACUCUGUUAUUGAGCACAAAAUUUGCAAUUUACACCCCCGCCCUGCUAGUAGAGCCUUUCUUUCUCUUGUCGAUGAUUGUUUUCGUACUCGAGAAAGACUCUGCAUGAAUCAAGUAAUAUCCAUGCGCUUGGUACAGUGAGCUAAGUUAUGACCAUCAGUUUAUCAAUAAAGCUGGCCACCUACCCAUCCCCUAAGCCAACAUUAACACUUCCCUCUCACUUAAGGAAAAAUAUUGGUUAAGGGGAGGGGUAGGUGGGCAGUUUCCCGGAAACGUUUAAUAAUCCCGGAAAACUAGUUUGAUGAUAGAGAACAAGAUUGACUAGACCAGAAGUUUGGGCAUCGGAGACUUCAAAGGCUUGACCGGAUUUAUAUAGGCAUGCGCAGAGCUUCCUUUUCUUCUACACUCUCAGGGAAGCAAAGGGAGACUCUGCUCCCAUGAGCGCUUGAGAUGACGAACACUUCUGUCCAUUUCGUUUGUUAGCAGUGACAGAUCCAGGGGAUGGGCCAAGGGGGCCCGUCGCUCCCCCCUUAUCUCAGGGUCUGGGUGACCGCCUCCCCCCCCCCCCCUCCCCUCCUUUCCUGAAGGUCCGGAUCCGUCACUGGUUAGUUAUCACCACCCUUGGUGUUUUGUCCGCUGUAAUAACUCUAAAAGUUUUUCAUUAUUUUCCUUUGAAGGUAACCGUGCGGUAAAGAAUCUAAACACAACGCGUUUCAGUGUAGAUAAUGGCGAAAACCACACACUCACGGCUAAGAUAUACCGCAAAAAGUUACUUUUGCAAAGUGAGUUUAUUGCUCAAUCCUCCGUGAGUGUGCUAACAUUCCUCGAUGCUGCUCCGGUCAGCGGGGCGUUAACUGCUUCUGUUGCAGUUUCCUUCAAAGAUGACGAUGGUCAGUAUAUGGCGCAGAUAACGAUGAUAAUCAGUCCUGCAGCUGUCCAAGAAUACAACUUUGAAUUUAAAACUGGCACUUUCUAUGCUCAUAAGCAUCCCUCGGGGGUUCUUAAUAAUCCCCAACUUGUGCUACCUCCUAAAGAUCUGGCAAACCCGAUCUUGGUGUGCAGUUCAUCUUCAGAAAAAAUAAUUGACUGGAGAGAAAAAGACGCGUUCAACUAUCGAAUAGUCCAUUCCAGUUAUGGACUGAUAUCUGCUGUUGAGGUCCUAAAUCGGGAACAGCAAGUCGUUGCUUCAGCUCAUACCAUCAACCAAAGCGUAUUGCCUCAGGCAGAAGCCGUUCAAGACGCAAACAAGUGCAUAGUCCUGAAUCAAACAGAAGGCGAGAGAGCCAUGCUUAUUCGAGGAGAGAAUAAAGACUGGGGCGUGUGUAUCGGAAAAUGGCAGGAGGAAAUUACACCAAAGGAUGCGAAAAAAUACGUAGUCAAUAGGUUCGUUAGCAUCAGGUUUUUUAAACUGUUUCGUGAACAAGGGUGGUGCCUUGUGAGAAAAUCGGGCGGAAUCUUUGUGAUUAAAGUGGACUCCAACACAGUGAUGAGACUGAACAUGACGAACAGCAAAGUGUACAUUUCUCCACACGCUCAAGCCAUUCCGGAGGUUCUGGCUCUUUCACUGGCAAUAGCUGUUCUUCAUCUGCUCUGUAUGCCUUACGUGCCUCAAGAAGGGAUGGAAUCAAGUCACGAUGACCAGGUAUCCGUAAGGGAUCCGAUCAUAUCACCCAUGUUACUCGCUGCUGGUUUCUAUUGUCGUAUUGUGCCCACUAAUGUGUACAUCAAACGCGUACUCGGUAAAGAUUCCUGCGCUUCCUGUGGAGGCUACUAUGGACUUGCUACUUAUGAUUUCAAUGAAGAUCCGGUUCGUGAGUGGAACAAAGGACCGGUAAGCAGACAGGGGAGCUCGAGUGAACGUGCUGAUGAUCAAGAAGAAGAACUUUAA
This is a messenger RNA of Porites lobata, 5701 nucleotides long. Lineage: Eukaryota; Metazoa; Cnidaria; Anthozoa; Scleractinia; Poritidae. The record is from the annotation of a GenBank genome assembly.